This is a messenger RNA of Egretta garzetta (little egret), 2903 nucleotides long. RefSeq names its product Sp3 transcription factor (gene SP3). Lineage: Eukaryota; Metazoa; Chordata; Aves; Pelecaniformes; Ardeidae. The record is from RefSeq and is a predicted model, not a curated record. Gene Ontology annotation, biological process: regulation of transcription by RNA polymerase II. Gene Ontology annotation, molecular function: DNA-binding transcription factor activity, RNA polymerase II-specific; RNA polymerase II cis-regulatory region sequence-specific DNA binding.
CUAGUGUUGAAUUGCAUGACUGUUCUAGCAUAUAGCCUGUACGUGUCUCAUUUUAAUUUUGUCUUUUCUUUUCUUUUUAUUCAGACAGGGGAUUUGGCUUCUGUGCAAUUAACAGGAACCCCAAAUAGAUGGGAGGUCUUGUCUGCAGCUCCUGCCACUAUAAAGGAUGAAGCUGGUAAUAUAGUACAGAUUCCAGGUGCUGCCACAGUAACUUCAAGUGGGCAGUAUGUCCUUCCUAUUCAGAGUUUGCAAAAUCAACAAAUCUUUUCUGUUGCACCAGGAUCAGAUUCGUCGAAUGGUACAGUGUCUAACGUACAAUACCAAGUAAUACCCCAGAUCCAGACAGCGGAUGGUCAGCAGGUUCAACUUGGCUUUGCAGCCUCUUCUGAUAAUAGCAGUAUAAAUCAAGAAACUGGUCAAAUUCAGAUCAUUCCGGGCUCUAAUCAAACCAUCAUUGCCUCUGGAACACCUUCAGCUAAUAUUCAGAAUAUCUUAUCACAGUCUGGUCAAGUCCAGGUUCAGGGAGUUGCAAUUGGUGGUUCGUCUUUCCCUGGCCAAGCACAAGUAGUUACUAAUGUCCCUCUUGGACUGCCAGGAAAUAUUACUUUUGUACCCAUCAAUAGUGUUGAUCUAGAUUCUCUGGGACUUGGCAGUGGUUCUCAAACCAUGACAGCAGGCAUUAAUGCAGAUGGGCACUUGAUAAAUACUGGACAGGCCAUGGAUAGUUCAGAUACUUCUGAAAGGACUGGUGAGCAAGUUUCUCCUGAAAUUACGGAAACCGCCACUGAUAAUGACUUAUUUGUGCCAACAUCAUCUUCAUCACAAUUGCCCGUUACCAUAGACAGUUCAAGUAUAUUGGAACAAAAUGCAAACAACUUGACCACAACUAGUGGUCAGGUUCAUAGUUCUGAUCUUCAGGGAAAUUACAUCCAGACAUCAGUCUCUGAUGACACACAGGCUCAGAAUAUUCAGGUCUCCACAGCACAGCCAAUUGUACAACACAUACAGCUUCAAGAGUCUCAGCAGCCAACCAGUCAAGCCCAGAUUGUACAAGGUAUUGCGCAACAGACAAUCCACGGUGUGCAAGCAAGUCAAAGUAUAUCUCAACAAGCUCUUCAAAAUCUUCAACUGCAGCUGAAUCCUGGAACUUUUUUAAUUCAGGCACAAACAGUGACCCCUUCUGGGCAGAUAACCUGGCAGACAUUUCAAGUGCAAGGAGUUCAGAACUUGCAGAACUUGCAAAUUCAGAAUGCACCUGGUCAACAAAUAACUCUAACCCCCGUGCAGACUCUCACUCUUGGUCAAGUUGCAGCAGGUGGGGCGUUGACGUCAACUCCAGUUAGUCUAAGCACUGCUCAAUUGCCAAAUCUACAGACAGUUACAGUAAACUCUAUAGAUUCUGCUGGUAUUCAGCUGCAUCAAGGAGAAAAUGCUGGCAGUCCUGCAGAUAUUAGGAUUAAAGAAGAGGAGCCUGAUCCGGAAGAGUGGCAGCUCAGUGGUGAUUCUACGCUGAAUACCAAUGAUCUAACACAUUUGAGAGUACAGGUGGUAGAUGAGGAAGGGGACCAACCACAUCAAGAGGGAAAAAGACUGCGGCGAGUAGCUUGCACGUGUCCCAACUGCAAAGAAGGUGGUGGAAGAGGCUCCAACUUGGGAAAAAAGAAACAACACAUUUGUCACAUACCCGGGUGUGGCAAAGUAUAUGGGAAAACUUCACAUUUGAGAGCUCACCUCCGCUGGCAUUCUGGAGAGCGUCCAUUUGUUUGUACCUGGAUGUUCUGUGGCAAAAGGUUCACUCGCAGCGAUGAGCUUCAGCGACACCGAAGAACGCACACAGGUGAGAAGAAAUUUGUCUGUCCAGAAUGUUCAAAACGCUUUAUGAGAAGUGACCACCUUGCCAAACACAUUAAAACACAUCAGAAUAAAAAAGGUAUUCACUCUAGCAGUACAGUGCUGGCAUCAGUAGAAGCAACACCUGAUGAUACUUUGAUUACUGCAGGAGGAACGACACUUAUCCUUGCAAAUAUUCAACAAGGUUCUGUUUCAGGAAUAGGAACUGUUAAUACAUCUGGCACCAGCAAUCAGGAUAUUCUUACCAACACUGAAAUACCUUUACAGCUUGUCACAGUUUCGGGAAACGAGACAAUGGAGUAAAUAUUACACAAGAUACCUAUUAAUUGUGGUUAUUUUUAUACAGUAGUGAGAAGAAUAUUGUUCCUAAGUUCUUAGAUAUCUUUUUAUUGAUGUGCAAAAAUUUUUGGAUUGACAGUAACUUGGUUAUACAUGACACUGAAAUGCCUUACUUUGUAUGAUAUUCCAUAGUAUAUUAAAAUGGUAAAAUUGCAUGGGUUUUGUAGGUACUUUUGGAAUCUAGAAGAGAUGAAAUUUUACCAAGUUAUAUUAAAAAAAAAAAGAAUUUAACGAUGGAAAUGGUAGUCUAACCAAAUGCAUCAAUCCUGUGUGGUUUAGUGUAAAAAAAUGAGAACAUGUUGGUAUUUAUCUAUUGUAAGAUAAAAGAAGUUGAUGGGUGAAAAGAAAUCAUGUUAUGAUAAAAGAAAUUUUGUAAUUUUCUUGAUGACUGGAAUUUUUAUUAUGCAUAACUGACAAAUCAAGUUUCCAAGCAAAUGUUACAUAGUGUAGGCUUUACUUAGCUCAUCAACUUGUCAUUUUGAAGCUAAUUAUUUUAAUUAGGUUAACUAUGUACAAUAUUUUAAGCAUUACUCUUGUAAGAUUUUGAAAACUACAUUUUAACAUGGAACUCUAGGGAUAGUCACCUUUUAAAUCCUAUUGAAAAGCCAUGUUUAAGAUUUAAUUUGCCAAAAUGAUGUCUUGUUAAUAUUCUUUCAAUAACCAAGGUGGGCAAUAUAACCAAUGUUAAAAAGCUUAAAAUGUUAAAAAAAAAA